AGUAAAUGAUAAGUUUGAAUCCUUGGAAGCUUUCGAAGAUGCCGCUAAAGCCGCUGCUAAAUCUAAUAUGUUUGCAUUUGCAAAAAAAGACAGCAACCUUACUGGAAACAAAGACAAAUCAUCUUAUGUUGUUUUGCAAUAUACAAAGAGUAGAGACUAG
This is a messenger RNA of Dentiscutata erythropus, 160 nucleotides long. The record is from the annotation of a GenBank genome assembly. NCBI's taxonomy places the organism in Eukaryota, Fungi, Glomeromycota, Glomeromycetes, Diversisporales, Gigasporaceae.